UUGGGAGAUUUUUAUCAACUAUAUGCCUGUUUGAAAAGUCUUUUCGAUCUCGAUAGUCCAUUACAAAAUCAUGAGUUUAUUAUUAAUAGUAAAAAUAUAAAAUUUGGCUGGUCAAAAGAGUAUUUGAUUGAUUUUAUUGAAAAACAAAAAUGUUCGAUUGAUAAUCCAGUCAGGAUAUCUGAUAUAAGAAGAGGUGUUAAAAGAUCAUAUAUGGAAAUGCUAGGUCUUUUACUAACAUCAUCGAAACUUGGAGAACCUGAUGAAUUUUAUAAGCUACAGACAAUUAGACCUAUAUGUCUUAAUCACCAUCCACCAUAUGUAUCUAGUACUGUACCUGUUAGCUUACAUUGUUCGAUUUUUGGCAAAUUUAAGGAUUUCUGUGAGGAAGCCCCAAAAGUUGAGGAUAAUCAUUUUAUCUAUAAUAUAUGUAAAAAAAUGGCAGAUUUUUUUAAGAGCGAAGAAGAACGUCAAACUAUUGCAAAUAAAAUGUUAUCCACUUAUUUUGGCUAUGAGAUGCAACCACUUGUACUUCUUCGUAGUCGCCGUACUGAUGGCACUAUAAGCUAUUCCUUUGUGUAUUGUGGGCUUAAUAUGGAAUUUAAGUGGGAGGACUGUUGCUCCAAUGCCUCCUUAUAUCUCGAAAAUUGUGGAUAUUUUUUAAAUUUCUGCAAGGAAAAAGAAAAAGAACAUUCUUUUCAUGUGACUAAUUUUCCAUGCUUUUUAGUUACAAUUGCAGGGCCUUACUUUUCUGUUUCCGGUACUGUGCUUUCAGAUAUUGCUAUAAUUGACUUGCUUACUCCAAUAUAUCCUCUUAUUUGGCAAAAAGAUAAUGAAAUGAUGGUAUCAAUUUCUAGAACAUUUCGUGCUUUAAAGAAAUCUCUCAAACUUCUUGAAGAACACUAUAAACAUGUUGAUGAAUUAGCUCAAGACAUCCCUCGAACUGCCCACCCUGUGCAUUCAUCAUUUCCUGAUAUAGUUAUAAACGGCAAACGAUAUAGCGUUCAGUUUGAUUCUGAUCCCCAACUUUUAGCUGAUGCUGAAUAUGCUUCAAAAGUUUUUGCUACUUCAGUUAUUCCUGGAAAUUGGCUUUUGGUUUAUAUGGAACGUUUAGACAACCAUUCAAUGCUAAGUCACAUCGCCAUUAAUCUUAAUAAUCAAGAACGAGAUGAUUUAAAAAAAAAAAUUAAAAUAGUAGUUAAAUAUUUGCAUGAUUCAGAGCAUGUACAUGGGGACUUACGUGAAGGGAAUAUUCUAGUUCGCCAACUUGAAAAUAAUGAAUUUGAUGUGAAAUUGAUCGAUUUUGAAUGCAGAAGAUGGGAAACUAGUCACGAAAAACCACGAUAUAGCUAUGUUAAAUCAGACAUUUUGGGCAACAAAAUUGUCGCAAAUUGA
Molecule: messenger RNA, 1392 nt
Organism: Racocetra persica
Lineage: Eukaryota; Fungi; Glomeromycota; Glomeromycetes; Diversisporales; Gigasporaceae
Source: the annotation of a GenBank genome assembly